GUAGGCAUUACUGCCAAACCCGGCUUGGGGCUGCUCACGAGCUCACUGCAGCCAAUGCAAUUGACAAAUCCAACUCUUUUAAAACAGCAGCAGUGUGUGGUAAGUCAAUUAUUCAUUCAUACUGGUUUACUGCCCUGGGAUUUUUAUUUUUCUCACAGCCUUCUUCACAUGACAGGUCUCUGUUGCUGGCACAAUUGCGCAAAAAAAGCCAACAGUGUAAACAGUGUAAAAUUAAAGAGUAGGCUGGUUUCCCCUGUAGCCUCACUGAAAACACCAUGACAUGAUGAAACAACAGAGAUCUUUGACGCACAGAGAUUUCUGCAGCAUUUUUUGUGUUUGAUUCUUUGCUGAAAAAACAACAUGCCCCACGCGCGAAAUAGGAACCCUAGCCCCAUCCCAGAGGUAACAUGGGACACGGGAUUGAAGGAGAUGAACGAGACCUGGAAAGGAGCUAUUGCCUGUCUCGGGGUGGCCGUCUUCUUUGUCAUGACCAUCGGGAUCAUAUACUGGCAAGUGGUGGACCAGCCCAACAAAAACUGGAUUCUCAGGGGGACUUUUAGCGGACUGAUCUGGGAGAGACGGACCCACUCGCUGGUCAUACAGACACUAACGGAGGACAAGACCUAUGUGGAGAUAGACGUCGGGAAUGUAGGGAACCCUGACAUCGAGGUUCCCUUUGUGAGGAACCUGUGUUGGCUCAAUAAAACGGAGUUCUGCUACACGUGGGACUCAGUGGCCGAGGUGAAGAUCUCUCUGGAGGUGAAUGAGGAGACGGAGACGGAAUGCUAUAGUAUGAGCUGGGCACCGGUGCACUGUCAUGUGGAGCUGAAGGACUGCUUCUCCAUGACCAAUGUGUCCUGGUAUGGAGGGGCCAGUGUCCGGGGUCAGACCUGGCCUAUCAAUGAUCAGAACGCCACCAUGCAGCCAUUCACUGUGAGCAACCUUAAGGACAAUCCCUCGGGCUUCGGCUCAGCCCUGGAACGUUACUUCCUGGGCUCAUCAGGUGUAGCAGUGCUUGUAUCUCCAGAUAUCCCCCUGCAGCUGGGGGUGGACAGCAGACAACAGUUCUGCCUGCAGUCACUGCCCAGUAUGGAGCGUCUACCUUUGCAGUACACUGUGUGUGUGGCCCGCGAUGUGAAAGCUGCACACCAGGAAGCAGUGCAACAGCUCUCCCAGCACAGGAGGGAGCUGCCCAACAUGAAAGCACUGUGGCUGCCGUUCUGGAAGCUGCUCAGCAGUGUGGAUUCAGGGCCGAAGGUGGAGAGGGAGCUGAGGACCUUCUCUAACCGCUUGAGGAGACACCAGCUGGGGGAGGGAGUCAUCAGCCUCAAUGAACAUUCCACCACCCUCCUCUCUGAUAUGGACCAUGACUACCUCAACAGCAGGAGAAGGGGGAUGUCCAAGAGACUGACCAGGGACCUCCCACUUGUCAAGCUUCUUAACAUUUCCAUCACCCUGUCCCCUUUCCUGGCCGUGGACACCACACAGUUCCACACCUCCCUCAUGGACGGCACCGAGGCCUACUGGCUCAGUCUGCCCUCGGCCCCUCAGGGACAGCUGGUCCCUGUGAUGAGUCAGUGGCGAGGGAAGUUCUGUGUCAAGCUGAACAUCACAAACCCAGGAGCAGUGAGUUGGUUCCUGGAUCGAGUGGGAUCCCUUCAGGCCCAUCUGGGGAUGGAGUACGUCAUACUGGAAGGGGGCGAAGGGAAUCUGUUUGAGAAGCAAGGACUGCGAUCGCCACAGGCUCUCAGUGGGGACAACUACAUCAGUCUACUGGCUGAUGUAGCCACAAAGAUGGGAGACACCACCAUUGUGACAGCAGGCACACGGUCAAGUCACAAGCCUCUGUUUGUGAGGAUGGCCCCCCUGCAGUCGGACUGGAGCCUGAUGGGCCUAAGAGGCAUCAUUCCCUCCCUGCUGCACCACAGUCUGCUGGGAUACAACUUCCUCAUUCCUGAUGCAGUAGGUGGCUCCCAGUCCGGAGAUCUGGUCACAGAUGAGGAGUUGUUCAUCCGGUGGCUGGAGAUUGCAGCCUUUCUCCCCGUUAUCAGCUUCCACACACCACCUUGGGUCGUUGGAGAGGACCGGGUGAUGAACCUGACCCGGAGCUACAUAGCAAAGCACCAGAGGGACGUGGUACCGCUGAUAGAGAGGUGUGCAGAGGAGUGGCGAAUAACGGGAAACCCCAUCUACCGUCCAAUUUGGUGGCUUAGUCCUAGUGACCCUAUGACUUUCACCAUCGAUGACCAGUUCCUCAUCGGCGACGAGGUCCUGGUGGCUCCAGUGAUGGAGAAAGGGGCACUGCAAAGGGAUAUUUAUUUACCUGACGGGGGUUUUCAGUGGCUGGACAGCCAGAACGCCCAGGUGUUCAAUGGGGGGACGUUCCUACAGGACUACCCUGUGGCCUUGGAGGAAGUGGCUGUUUUCUUACGGAGGAGCUGAGUCACAUGACGGAUUCACAGAGUCCCCUGACUUAUCCUGUUACUGUUUUGAAUUAAAUUCUUCUUUUUUUUUGUGCUGUUCUCAACUUGCACUUUUCCACUAAAGACCAUUGACCCUGUCUCAAGGUCCUGUCUUGAGAUAAAAUGUAGAAAGAUUUUUUUUUAUACUUGCACUUUACAGUUAAAAAUGAUUUGUAUUUUUUUCCUUUGUGACUUUUUUUUCAUCCUUUUUUUUAAAGUGUUAAUCAGUUUUACCUCUUGGCUGAUUUGUUUCUGGACUCUUUGAUUAUUCUCUGCUUUUGUUUGUAUCUAAGUUCUGGAGAAAUCUGUGUGUUUACGUACUGCAUUUUUACAGUCUUUAAAUUUUGAUUUGCUGCUGGCUCUCUUGAUAAGGAGGAACAAAGCAAGCCCCUUGUUUGCUUAAAAAGAAUCUGAAUCUCUCAAGAAGACCAAAUGAAGAUAGAGAAGGACAACGGGAAAUGUUUCAAAGGAUUUCACAGGAGGAAAUGCUUGUAGGGUGGAAAUUUGCCGGCAGAGAGCUCUGUACCAAGGCCAUUACACCAUGGUACUUUAUGUCUUGCUAACUCAUCAGAAAGGCUUUUACUUGAACUAAUCAGGCCUUUUGUCUGAUGUUUAUGAAUGUACCUCAAGUUAUGGUUUUUCACUGCUUUACUUAUUACAGUCAACAACCUAUCACCCCUUAGCACUUAUUUUUGAUAUAGUUUAACUUAUUUAUCGACAUACCACUUUGUUGGACAACUCUAUGUCCUUAAGUACUGUAGGCCAGAAAAACUUGAGGCCAAGCCACUGUAAUUGUAACUCUGGCUAUAUUUAAAUUAAGAUUAGCUGUUACCUUCUUACUAACCUGCUGUAGUACUGGCUUUCAAAGAAGCUGCUUAAUUUUUCGAUAUUGUGUUGAUGUACUCCUCCAUCUUCAUGUGUGCCAAAUUAGGUUACAAAGUUAGCCUUGUUGACGAUGCCGCAAAAGGUUAAAAGGAGAUUUUUGAUUGAUAGUUUGACAUGUUGAAAAAACAUGUACGUCACGUUCUUCAAGAGUGAGACAAAGAGACAAAUAACACUCUCAUAAUUGUGUGACUAAAUGUUGAGUUACUACAACCAUCUGGAUAAGCAUAGUGCUAAGACAUGUUAUGGCUAAUAGCUAAGACUGUAAGCAUUGGUAAACAGCAAGCAUAAUCCAGGGCCAGACUGAGCUUUUAGCUGUUAGCCAAGACUGUAAACAUUGGGGGAAAAAUGUUUACAUGGUCCACAGCUAGAUUGACCUGAAAGACUCAUUAUCUGGCUUAAUAGCACUACACUGUUCCUGUCAAAACAAACAAAUAUAGAAUGGAUAAAUAAAUUGCUUUGCCUUGACAAAAAGGGUACAAAUUACAUAUUUUUAAAUAUGUAUAUGCCUGAAUAUUUAGUUUACAGAAGUAUAUACUUUCUCCAGGUAUUUGUUUUUACACUAAAUUUGCUAACCAUCUCCACAUAACCUAACCAUGUCCUUGCUAUAGACAUCAUUAACUGUAAAAAUAUUAGAGUGGUAUCUUUUUAUUAUCAAAAUCUCACAUGAAAGCAAGUAACUGUUUUUCUUACAAUGUCAAACCUUUUUCCAACAGAAGGAUAUUGGGCAGAAAAGCUCUGAAGACUCCAUAAAUGAUCAAUAAGAUACUUUUUAUAUGUCAUAAAUAUCAAAACACUCCCUCACGCUUUUAUGUCACAGAGUUGCAUUCACCACUUUUUGUCAGCCCUGGGGUGUAAUUGAAUUUCAGCUUACGAGUCACUAAGCUUACUAUUUGGGCAGUUUGACUCUCAUUGUAUACUUUUAUUUAGCCGACUUACUCAUGCCACUAAUUCUUUUUAAAUUGACUUAACACUUAAAGCAAAUGGUAUGUAAAUGAGAAAACUGAUUUUGAUUUGUUACUGUAUACAAACUAGCUGAUGCAAGUGUAUCUAUCUUUUACCAUAAUGCAAUUCCCUCUGUACAGUUAGUAAGCGAAUGGUGCUCUUGUUAGUAACUUUGCUUUAUUGAUUUGUUCUUCAAAACCUUAAAUGGCCAGCAGUGAUGAUACAGAGUGAAAUAUCACUAAGUGAAUGCUUUACCACUAAAUUGAUUGUGUAACUUUGAUCUAUUAAGUUUACUGUAUCAACUCGAACACUCAGGUCUUCUGAAGCUUAGCACAUCACCAAAGUCUUAGUGCAACAGAAUAUGUUGCUAAAUAUUGACGUCUUAAUCUCUCCUAGAGCUGAAUGUACAAUGGACAAACUGUGAUUUCCCAACCGAGCCCUUGAAGUGAGGGACUUUUCAAGUUCCUGUUCUGAUGCCUUUCAUUGAAUGCUGUGGCAUGCUCUCAUUUAAGUUGCAGGAAAAGCUUUUGAUGUGUUAUUCCUUCUCCUACAGACUGAGCAAACCAUGUGCCUUAAUAUGCCACUCUUAAAUCUGGGCAACCCAAAUGUCUGGAUUAUUGCAGUAUCAGCAAUGUACAUAUUACGAUGACUGUGCCAUUACAAGUGUUUUUCUAUUCUGUAAAUCAGAGAACUUAGAAUGACAAAGUUGCAAUAAAGUUUACAUUUUCUUACUUCA
Molecule: messenger RNA, 5025 nt
Organism: Notolabrus celidotus (New Zealand spotty)
Lineage: Eukaryota; Metazoa; Chordata; Actinopteri; Labriformes; Labridae
Product: SITS-binding protein
Exons: 10
Coding region: 361-2442 (693 amino acids)
Biological process (GO): carbohydrate metabolic process
Molecular function (GO): hydrolase activity, hydrolyzing O-glycosyl compounds
Source: RefSeq, a predicted model, not a curated record